GAUGACAAGGGAUUCAUAUGUCAACAAUGUGGACGUCUUAAGAGCAAAGAAGAGAUUAUUGAGAUGGAAUGUGAAAUGAAAUCAUUGCAGCAAAAGGCUAUUAUGGCUUUAGAAUCUUCACCCUCUAUCACUUACCACAAUGUAAUAGCAAUCUUGAAGGCAAUAUAGACAAUCCAGAGGUAUCUGUAUCAUGAUUUCUGCAUCUAUUUGAUCCCAACUUGGGAGGAGCUUAUAAAGCAUUUGAUGAAGGUAGAAGACUGGAGUGAAGCUCUAGCAUAUUGCAGAUUGACUAUUCCAGUGUAUCAAAGAGUAUAUCCUGGCUUUCAUCCUUCUCUUGGAUUGCAAUAUUAUACCUGUGGAAAGCUCGAAUGGUUACUUGGAGAAACCGAUGAUGCUGUGAAAUCUCUGACCAAGGCAGUAGAUAUACUGCGGAUUACUCAUGGGACAAGUACCCCAUUUAUGAAGGACCUAUUUAGGAGGUUGGAGGAGGCACGCGCUGAAGCUUUCAUCAGUGGAGUAUAGUAGUCUAGUCUGUCACUUGCAUUAACUUGCUAGCCUUUUAGGGUAUUUUGUUGAACGUGCACUAUGUCUUACUAAUAUUACCUCUACUGAUGAAAUGGAUCAGUUUCUGUUGGUUCAUCAAUGGAGUAGAUUAUGACAGACUAGUCACUCAGAUUAACUAGCUUACCUUUUAGGAUAUAUUUUGGAACGUUGCACUAUGCAUUACUAAUAUUACCACAACUGAUGAAAUGUAUCAGAUUCUGUUUGUCUAUGUCAUUGUCAAAAGGGACGCAUGGAUGAGGAAAGGGUAUAUCAUGUUACAAGAGUUUUAUAUCGUGUUUAGAUUAAUGGGGAUAGUCUGAAUUAGAUUAUUUUUGUUCAGUUUCCUAGUUGGACUGUUAUAUACUAAUAUAGUUCUUUUCCUCUCAGGUUUUGGUUAACCUCUUUGGGUUGGAUUCCUUCUCCUACGCUCUAUGUUCUCCAUAUAAACCAUGAGUAUUAAGGUCCUUCGCAAAAAGAUUGUUCUUCAGAGCACAAAUGUGGCCAGAAAAAGGCAAACGUUCAACAAGAAUACGUAGAAGAUCAACAGUUUCAUGUUACUUUCAACAUGACUGUUACUUUCAGCCGGAAAUAAUAUUUGAGAUCCUUACACGCCUCCCGCCGGAGUCUUUGGUGAAGUUCAUGUGUGUUUGUAAAGAUUGGAAUUCUAUUAUUCGGAGCCAAAAAUUCAUCAGGGCCCAGCACGAUCGCUCCAUGAAGGCGAACAGUCGAACUAUUCUAGUCUUAAACUCGAACGCCCCCACUCGAAGUGAAGCUUCAUUGGUUUAUUUUGAUACAUUAAUUCCACAUACAGUGAGAGUAAAGCAACCAUUGAACAAACUUGCUGGAAUGACUUCAGUGGCGGGAUACAGUAACGGUCUGGUUUGCAUUAUGAGGGCCGGUGAGCACUUAGUAGUAUGGAAUCCCUCAAUCCGAAGAUUCAAGCAAAUUCCCUUCGAGCAGCCGGCCGGGGCUGGGAAACGUUACUACGGGUUUGGCUACGAUUCCACCGAUGAUGACUAUAAAUUGGUGAGAGUGGUGGUGUUUGGAUUCGAUGGAGUGAGUUCGGAAGUGAAAAUUUAUAGUCUAAAAUCAAACUCAUGGAAAAAGAUCCAAGGCUUGCCUCGCAUUGAGGAUUUUGGAAUGCUUUCACUACGUCUAUCCUCUUGGAAUGGUGUUCUACAUUGGUUGAUGUGUCACAAGUUAGACGAGCAGACGCAUAGACUUGUGACUCUUGAUCUCGCAACUGAGAGGUAUGACGAGCUUCCAAUCCCACAUUACAACGAUGGUCCGCAAUUGACGUUGGGGGUCUUGGGAGAAGAAUAUCUAUAUGUUUCACUACAUUACCGACCGGAAGCAGAGUCGAUUUUAAAUAGUCGAAAUGACGUUUGGAUUAUGAAGGAAUACGGAGUUGCAACAUCUUGGACUAAGUUAUAUACUUUUGCGCUGGAGGAUAUGCCUCAGACACCCGAAUAUAAACGGUUAGCAUUUAAGUCGUAUAGACAUUGCAAACCAUUGUUAUUUUCGGAGACGGGUGAAAAGGUUCUUUUGCAUGUAGACUCGGACACGCUUUACUGGUAUGAUUGUGAGACGAAGGAAACAAAACGAGUUCACAUCAAUGGCGAGCCGUCUUGCUAUUCUACUGCUAUUUGGAAGGGAAACUUUCUUCUCAGUGAUGGUGAUCCUGUGUAACUUGUUCUUGAUUUCUCACAUGUUGACCUUUGUUAGUUUCCGAGUAGUAUUAUGAGGGUUUUCUUGAACUGUA
Argentina anserina (silverweed cinquefoil) is the source of this 2305-nucleotide messenger RNA. RefSeq names its product F-box protein CPR1-like. The record is from RefSeq and is a predicted model, not a curated record. NCBI's taxonomy places the organism in Eukaryota, Viridiplantae, Streptophyta, Magnoliopsida, Rosales, Rosaceae. The coding region runs from base 1039 to 2232 and encodes 397 amino acids. Gene Ontology annotation, molecular function: protein binding. The transcript has 5 exons.